AAUAUAGUUUAAACAAUUUUUUUUUUUUUUAAUUUCUUAAAUAAUAGCUAAAGAAAUAGUAGUGUAUCAAUAUUAUAAAACUUUUCUAUAUAUAUAUAAGAAAAUUAUAUUCUCAUAAAACAUCCAAAUAUCCAUUAGUCCAUCAAACCAAACCAAUUCUUUCUCUUUUCUUCUUCUUCGUUCAUCUUUCUCCAUGAAAAUGAAGUAACCCAUUUUCUUGAUUUCCCUUCUUCUUCGUCAAAACCCUCUUUUCCCCUUCUCUCUCUAACUCUUCUUCUUCUCCAUUCAACAGUAGUAGCCAUGUUUGAAGACUCUGUUUCUUCCAUACCCACAAUCUGGGCUUCAAUCAACAGCUGGUUCACACCCACUAUUCUCUUCCUCUUCCUCAACUUAAUGAUUGCCACCAUUUUCAUCACCUCAAGCUUAAACACCCCAAAACCAAACCCUAACCCUAACCAACAGCAACAACACCAUCGUCUUCAUCCUCAACUCGUCAGAUCUCCCUCUGUGCUUCAAAGACUCAAAUCCAUCAACUUUUACACUUACAGAUCUCAAGAACCCACAACCCAUUUCCAGAAAAACCCAUCAGAUUCCGACGAAGAACACACCCAAACCCAAACCCAUUUGUUCAGAUCUCCUUCCGUUCUUCAAAAACUCAAAUCAAUCAAUCUCUACUCCUACUUAUCUCCACCUCAGUACCAAAAUCCAAACCAAGAACAGACCCAUUUCGAAGAACAUUCAAAAACCCUAACUAAUUUCGACGAAGAAGAUACCGAAACCCUAGACCAGUUCGACCAAUCGAUGGACGAUGUUUACAGCAAGCUGAAGAACAACGGCGGAGCUCACGUCGUCCGUUCGAACUCCGACACGAAACCCUCUAACGGCGAGGCUCCACCGAAGCUUUCGAAGAAGAUGAAGAAAUCGGCCAGUGCUAAAUCGGCUUUUUCUCAUUUUAAGGAAGAUGAUAUCGUUGAGAGUCGCCGGCCGGCGACUGUGAGAGAAGGAAAAGCUAAGGUGGUUGAGAAGGAUGAGGAAGAAGAAGGUGAGGUUGAUGCUAAGGCUGAUGAUUUCAUUAACAGGUUUAAGCAACAGCUCAAGUUGCAGAGGCUUGACUCCAUUGUUAGGUACAAGGAGAUGAUCGGAAGAGGAGCUGGGCAUUAAUGCAAAGAAAAGUUUGAAACUAGGUAAAACUGCAAAUUUCGCUACUCUUUAGGGACUUAUUUGUUAUUAUUAUUGAUAUUAUUGUAAUUUAGCAAAAAAAAAAAUUACUUGUGUUUUAGUAGAUGUAUUGAUUCUGCUGUUAUUAUUAUUAUUAUUAAUUAUAUAUAUUUUUGUCUCUA
Cannabis sativa is the source of this 1340-nucleotide messenger RNA. Its product is annotated as pathogen-associated molecular patterns-induced protein A70. NCBI's taxonomy places the organism in Eukaryota, Viridiplantae, Streptophyta, Magnoliopsida, Rosales, Cannabaceae. Bases 301 to 1161 code for a protein of 286 amino acids. The transcript has a single exon. The record is from RefSeq and is a predicted model, not a curated record.